Messenger RNA from Colletotrichum paranaense, 363 nucleotides. RefSeq lists its product as uncharacterized. The record is from RefSeq and is a predicted model, not a curated record. The transcript has 2 exons. The coding region runs from base 1 to 363 and encodes 120 amino acids. NCBI's taxonomy places the organism in Eukaryota, Fungi, Ascomycota, Sordariomycetes, Glomerellales, Glomerellaceae.
AUGGCCAAAAGAAGCUGCGAACACGGCGCGGCGGGUGAGGCUGAAUGGCUUCGGCAUUUGGUUGUCGAUCUUCAAGCGCGAUCCGGGAUUAUCCACGAUGCAUGGAGGGGUUCGAUGAUGCGCCCAGAACUGCAAUUCCAUCUUUUCUCCGACCAACAUCCUCCAGAAUCGCUCUUGGGGUCAAUUCGAGGCGAGCAACGUCGAGGUACUCAGCAGAGGAUUGCCGAGGAUGCCGAAGGCCGGAUGGUCGGACACGAGCGUUCGAUUUGCGACUGCGGCUGCGGUUGCGGAUGCGACUGCGAGAAUGCGACGGCGGAGGGGAAGAGGAGUAAAGGCAGAGAGAGAGGUAGGAAGAAACAGUGA